UCUCUAUAGCGGAGGAUCGUCCCGAGUUACCACGGCCACAGUCGAAAUUAUGGCUAAACCUUGCCCAUUUCUACAAUUUAUAUUCUUAAAAUCUGAUGUUAACCCUAACCACACUGCUAACCGUAUGCCUAACACGAACCUUAAACUAAGACCUAUUUUUUGUUUUCAUAAAUGUUUAUGAUACCACCAAUUUUGACUGUGGUUUUGGUAACUAGUGAAAACCUCAGCGGAGUUACACGUGGUCACGUCACGUGCGUCAUUAUUCAAGAUCAAGAUGGCAGCUUCCGUGUGUCGGUGUUAUGAGCUGGUCGGAAGACGUCUUCUGCUCCUGCCAUCCCGUGCUGCCGUCUCCUCAUUCAACAGAGGAGAUGCCUACAGGAUAUGUGGGUCUCCGGCUGUCCCUGUGCAGGUGCGGUAUGCAUCAGAACGACCUAGUCGUAAAGGCUUUUUCGGGGAGUUUGUGGAGAACCUGAGGCAGGAGUUUGGGAAGGACAAGGAGAUGAAGGAGAACAUCAAGAAGUUCAGAGAGGAGGCCAAGAGGCUAGAGGAGUCGGAUGCCCUGCAACAGGCUCGGAGGAAAUUUAAAACCAUUGAGUCUGAAACCGUUAAGACCUCUGAGGUGUUCAAGAAGACCUUUGGGACUCUGUCUGAAACUGUGAAGGAGGGCCUUGAGGAGGUGACCCGUACAGACCUGGGGAAGAAAAUCAAGGAGGGGGUGAAGGAGGCAGCCAAGACUGCCAGGCACUCGGUUGAGUCUGUGUCCAAGGGGGGAGAGAAGCUGGGAGCGACCAGCGCCUUCAGGGCCAUCUCACAGGGGUUGGAGUCAGUGAAGAGAGGGAUUGAUGUGGUGGACGAUGGAACUUAUAGGGCUCCUUCUCAACUCAGGAAGAGGAGGGAAUUCUCCGCCAAGGGACGGGAGAGCGACAACCGAGUGUUUGAGGCCAACGAAGAGGACGUGGGUGUUGUGCUGCACAAGGAUUCUAAGUGGUACACACAGUGGAAGGACUUUAAAGACAACAACGUGGUUUUCAACAGGUUCUUUGAGAUGAAAAUGAAGUAUGACGAGAGUGACAACGCUCUUGCCAGAGCAUCUCGAGCCGUGACCGACAGAGUCACCGAUCUACUAGGUGGUCUCUUCUCUACCACGGAGAUGUCUCAGGUGCUGACGGAGAUCUUAAAGGCAGAUCCCAGCUUCGACAAGGACUCCUUUCUCAAACAGUGCGAGAAGGACAUCAUCCCCAACAUCCUAGAGGCUAUGAUCCGCGGGGAGCUCGAGAUGCUGAAAGACUGGUGCUAUGAAGCCACAUACAGUCAGCUGGCCCACCCCAUCCAACAGGCCAGGGCCCUGGGUCUAACGUUCCAGUCCAAGGUCCUAGAUAUAGACAACAUAGAUUUGGCGAUGGGGAAGCUCAUGGAUCAAGGCCCCGUGUUGAUCAUCACCUUCCAGGCCCAGGUGGUCAUGGUGAUUCGUAGUCCCAAGGGAGACCUGGUGGAAGGAGAUCCGGAGAAGGUGUUGAGGAUGAUGUACGUGUGGGCUCUGUGUCGUGACCAGGAGGAGCUCAACCCCGACGCGGCCUGGAGACUACUGGACAUGUCUGCCUCCAGCACCGAGCAGGCUCUUUGAGAGAUGAGGGACCAGACAAAGGGACGCUCCCGGGACACACACACACACGUCCAGGAUCUACACACACAAGCCAGUGUACACCGCAACAUCACACAUAUCCAGGAGCCACACUGUAUGUCAAGAGGACGUGGCGGCAUGUCACUUUCCAGAUGCGUACUAGAGUGGUGUGCUUGUGGUUAGUCCUUAGGACGCAGAUGGGAUCUUCUACUUGUGUGUGUGUGGUCUUGGAACGAAAUAGAGUGUAUAUGGACACGAAGUGAAAGGACAGUUUGUUUUCAGUUGUGCACCGGGGCCUCCCACUCAUCUUUUUAUUCUGGUUAGAGCAAGUUUGCGUUGUUCUGUGAAGGGAGUAGUACACAGCGUUGUACGAGAUCUUCAGUUUCUUGGCAAUUUCUUGCAUGGAAUAGCCUUCAUUUCUCAGAACAAGAAUAGACUGACGAGUUUCAGAAGGAAGUUCUUUGUUUCUGGCCAUUUUGAGCCUGUAAUCGAACCCACAAAUGCUGAUGCUUCAGAUACUCAACUAGUCUAAAGAAGGCCAGUUUUAUUGCUUCUUUAAUCAGAACAGUUUUCAGCUGUGUUAACAUAAUUGCAAAAGGGUUUUCUAAUGAUUAAUUAGCCUUUUAAAAUUAUAAACUUGGACUUGUGGUCCCGUGUGGCUCAGUUGGUAGAGCAUGGUGUUUGCAACGCCAGGGUUGUGGGUUCGAUUCCCACGGGGGACCAGUACGGGAAAAAAUGUAUGAAAUGUAUGCACUCACUACUGUAAGUCGCUCUGGAUAAGAGCGUCUGCUAAAUGACUAAAAUGUAAAUGAUUAGCUAACACAACGUGCCAUUGGACCACAGGAGGGAUGGUUGCUGAUAAUAGGCCUCUGUACGCCUAUGUAGAUAUUCCAUUUUUAAAAAAUCAGGCGUUUCUAGUUACAAUAGUCAUUAACAAUGUCUACACUGUAUUUCUGAUCAAUUUGACGUUUUAAUGGACAAAACAUUUGCUUUUCUUUCAAAAACAAGGACAUUUGUUUGAAUAGUGAUAUUUAUGCUUUUUACAGAAAGGCAAAAAACUAUAAAGAUAAAUAGGAUAUCUAUGUAUGUUUAAAGAUCCAUUGUGUUAUGUGUCCAAAUAUUCAUGGCAAUUCAGACUAACUGUAAAAUAUGUCAAACUGCUUCAUUGAAAGCUAGGGUGGGACCACAGUCAGGCUUGUCGUAAGGCAGCUACUUUUUCAGCUGAACCUCAUUGACAUUGCACUAAUGUUCUCAGUCCUUCCAGAUGUACGUAUAUGGUACUGUACGAGAGAUGACUGUAAUGCAUGUUUAUGGCUGUUUUUAGAUUUUAAAAUUACACUUUAUUUUUUGACUGCAUUACAAGAUUUUCACAUCAGGAAACUGGAAUACUGGUAACAAAGCGUCAAUAACAGAAAGUAAUAUUUCAGGAGGUGUUGUAGCCAACUGAUUUGAGUGUUACAUUCAGAGUUGGUUCUAGCAUGGGGAAAUGUGUAGUCUCAUGACAACGGGCAUAAUCAUAUUUCAGCCGUCUAUAUAGAUGUAAAUCUAAUGCUCUGAGAUCGAUUAUUCAUCAAAACAAGGACCAUCAUUCUAACAAAAAUAUGGUUUAAUAUUGUGACCUCUAGAUUAAAGGAUAUAAACCUGGA
Messenger RNA from Salmo salar (Atlantic salmon), 3267 nucleotides. Its product is annotated as mitochondrial import inner membrane translocase subunit TIM44. Gene Ontology annotation, biological process: protein import into mitochondrial matrix. The record is from RefSeq and is a predicted model, not a curated record. Gene Ontology annotation, molecular function: protein-folding chaperone binding. Gene Ontology annotation, cellular component: mitochondrial inner membrane. Lineage: Eukaryota; Metazoa; Chordata; Actinopteri; Salmoniformes; Salmonidae.